AUGCAGCUGAAGGCCAGGCUUUCACUGCAACCUAUGUCCCUUACCCCUUCUUUUAGAAAAAAAAAAUUGCAGGAGGUGGUGACACUUCUGAGUUCUACUCAAAUCGUCACUUGUGGUGAGGGGUCGCUGUGCUUACGACCUGGCCUUUGUAAGGGAUAUAUUGAAAAAAUAAUAUAUGAAACUGAACCAUACCAAAGCCGAAAAGUCGUAAAAUCUGUUUACAAAAAUCAAGAAAAGAAGAAGGGAAACAACAAUUUUCUUGGUUUUAAAGAUCUUUCUACACUUUGCAGACAUAAAGAAGGCUUGCAGGAUGAAACAUCUUUGAUUUGGAUUUCAAGCAGUGGCAAUAGAAGUUUGAAGUUAGCUUCUGUCUCAAAAAUUAUUCCUGGGCAAAGAACUACUGUUUUCCAAUGGCAUCUUCGUCCUGAAAAGGAUUAUCUAUCAUUUUCGCUUAUAUACAACAAUGGAAAACGGUCCCUUGAUCUGAUUUGCAAGGACAAAGUUGAGGCGGAAGUGUGGAUUGCAGGCCUAAAGGUUUUAAUAUCCUCCGUGUGCUUCACCAUAAGGUCACAAGGAAAAAAUUGGAGGAAGGUGGUUGAUUAUCUCAUAUUCCUUUUAAUCCCUAGCGAAAGAAUCCUGACCAGUACACUUGACCCAGCUCUCCAGAAGAAGCACCAAUCGAUGCUCGAACGUCUCUCCGAGCGCCACCAGACUCGUUUGGCCCGCAAAUCCGACUCACCGGACUCGUCCCUUGAAUCCACAUCUUCCUUUCUCUCCUGCUUCAAUGACUGUAAGCGCUCCAUCGACACUCAAAUAGCGGAGUCAUUCGGACUAACCGCCGAUCCAUCUCGCCUCAAGUCCCAUCUCGUUGAUAUCUCAUCCUCUAUCUCAAAUCUGGAGAAACUUGUCGCCGAGAACUCCUACUUCUUGCCCUCUUAUGAGGUCCGUUCCUCACUCAAAACCAUAUCUGAUUUGAAACAAGCCCUGGAGAAUCUGAACUCUGAAUUGAUUCCCCGAAAGAAAUUGGCUUUCAGAAACAAAGCCACCAAAAAGGACAACUCUAUCCUUACCGGACCCAGCGGAACUCAAUCUGAGAAGUCCAGUUCUGGUUUACCGGAGAAGUUGAGUUUUUUGAUUCCCGAGUCCUUGGGGUUUAGAAACAAGGAGAAUGAGAUACUGGUGAAGAAUUUCAAGGGUUUCGAAAUGGGCGAGUUUACAUUAUCAGAUCUUGAUUCAUGUGAGGUGAGGUUAAUUGGCUCUACGAGAGCCAUUUUUGCUCACAGAUUGAGGAAUUGUAGGGUUUAUGCAGGGCCAGUGACUGGUUCAAUCUUGAUAGAUAAUGUAGAGGGGUGUGUGUUUGUACUGGCAUCACAUCCAAUAAGAAUACAUGAGGCCAAGGCAUGUGAUUUUUACUUGAGAGUGAGGAGCAGGCCAAUAAUUGAGGACAGUAAUGGCGUGAGGUUUGCCCCAUAUUGUUUGAGAUACCAGGGUAUUGAGGAGGAUCUUGAAGAGGCAGGGCUUCAUGAGGAGACAGGAAAUUGGGCCAAUGUGGACGAUUUCCGGUGGUUGAGGGCGGUGCAAUCGCUGAACUGGACUGUUUUGGAAGAGGGGCAUCGGAUUGGGAGUGCUUACAUUUCUGAGAGUGGAAAUGUUGCUUGAAAUUGGACUCCAGGUAAUUUAUUUUGGUUGUAAUUUGGAUUGGGAUUGGAAUUGUGAAAUGUCAACAUUUUGUUUGUGUGGAUUUGAAUUUGUUGUAAUUCUGCUGAUUUUAAAUAACUGAGGAUCAAUGAAAUAGAUGUUGAUUGGGUUUUUUUGGGUUG
This is a messenger RNA of Tripterygium wilfordii, 1820 nucleotides long. Its product is annotated as tubulin-folding cofactor C-like. Gene Ontology annotation, biological process: tubulin complex assembly; post-chaperonin tubulin folding pathway. Lineage: Eukaryota; Viridiplantae; Streptophyta; Magnoliopsida; Celastrales; Celastraceae. Gene Ontology annotation, cellular component: cytoplasm. The transcript has 8 exons. Bases 1 to 1659 code for a protein of 552 amino acids. The record is from RefSeq and is a predicted model, not a curated record. Gene Ontology annotation, molecular function: tubulin binding.